This is a messenger RNA of Nicrophorus vespilloides, 3768 nucleotides long. Its product is annotated as synaptojanin-1-like. Bases 166 to 3486 code for a protein of 1106 amino acids. The record is from RefSeq and is a predicted model, not a curated record. The transcript is spliced from 13 exons. Gene Ontology annotation, molecular function: nucleic acid binding; phosphatidylinositol-4,5-bisphosphate 5-phosphatase activity. Gene Ontology annotation, biological process: phosphatidylinositol dephosphorylation; synaptic vesicle endocytosis. Lineage: Eukaryota; Metazoa; Arthropoda; Insecta; Coleoptera; Silphidae.
UGUCAUUUAUUUUGACAGUUGUCAAACAAGUCAUAAUAGUUAUCAAUACUUAUUUGAUACUUAAAUAUUUUGAGUGGUUCUCUCUGUUAUGCAUUUUAUUUAAACCAUUAUUUAUGUAUUAAUAAUUAGAAACACCUUAAAACGUAACCAUACAAAGAAAGUACCAUGGCUAUGUUUCAAGGUUUUAGAGUAUUUGAAAAAAUACAAGCUGCAAGUCCACACAGUAUUCUAUUGGAGCACAAGAACAAGAAUGACACCUUACUGUUCGAGAGCCAGGCAAUUGCAGUGCUUUCACCUCAAGAAACCGAUGCUGUCAAGAGGAUGUACACUAAGUUAACAGAUGCAUAUGCCUGCUUGGGUGUCCUACAGCUAAACACAGGUGAAACCAGUGUCAUGUACCUGGUCAUGGUGACAGGUUGCUUCUCUGUGGGUAAAAUAGCAGACUCAGAGAUCUUUCGGAUCACCCAAACCAUGUUCAUUCCAUUACACUAUCAACAUUGCGAAGACAGAAUUGUUGAGGUUCGCAAACUCCUUAAUUCUGGUACAUUUUAUUUUUCUUGGUUGUCUACCACAUCAACCAAUUCUUAUAAGAUCCCAUUAGAUUUAACCUUGUGCGCGCAGCGCAAGCAAAGAACGUCGCUGACGGAUAACCGCUUCUUUUGGAACCGUAUGCUACAUGUACAUUUGCUGAGAUACGGGGUGGAUUGUAAUUCAUGGCUAAUCAAAGCUAUGUGUGGCUCAGUUGAAGUAAGAACUGCCUUUGCUGCUCAUAGGAAAGCCACGGCAGCUGUUAUAUCGCGUUUGAGCUGCGAAAGGGCUGGGACUAGGUUUAAUGUUAGGGGUACCAACGAUGAAGGACACGUCGCUAAUUUUGUAGAAACCGAACAAGUGAUAUACCUAGAUAAUGAAGUGUCUUCCUAUAUACAAACUCGUGGUUCUGUUCCUCUAUUUUGGGAACAGCCCGGAGUACAAGUCGGGUCUCAUAGGGUGAAAUUAUCGAGAGGAUUUGAGUCCUCUAAAUCAGCAUUCGAUAGGCAUUUAAGGAUAAUCAAAGAACGUUACGGUAGGCAGGCUAUAGUGAAUUUAUUAGGCACCAAUUUGAUCGGCAACAAGGAUGGGGAGAGUACGCUCAGCAAUGAGUUCCAAAAACAUCACCAGGAAUCUAUCUACAGAGAUGAUGUUCCUCAUAUAGUCUUUGAUUAUCAUUUGGAAUGUCGCGGCGGUAGCACGAAUAACUUAAAUAAACUUAAGAUGAAAAUUGAACCGUCGCUUCAGGAGUUUGCCUUCUAUCAUGCAGACAGAUCGAACGUCUACAAUUUACAAACCGGAACCAUCAGGACCAAUUGUUUAGAUUGCUUAGAUAGAACUAAUUGCGUACAAACAUUCUUAGGUCUGGAAAUACUUUCAAAACAAUUACAGGUGAUGAAUCUGAUAGAAAAGAAGCAGACAAUUACGAGAUUUGAGGAAGUAUUUAAGCAGAUGUGGAUGAACAACGGUAAUGCCAUUAGCAAAAUAUACGCGGGGACUGGAGCAAUUCAAGGCGGAUCGAAAUUAAUGGAUGGUGCGCGUUCGGCAGCCAGAACAAUCCAAAACAAUUUAUUAGAUAAUUCGAAGCAGGAGGCCAUCGAUAUAUUGUUGGUCGGUUCGACAUUGAGCACGGAACUGGCCGACAGGGCGAGAACUUUGCUCCCUUGUAAUACACUCCACGCACCACCCCAUAUCCUGAGAGAGAUGUGCCGAAGACAAAACGAGUAUACAACCUCGAUGCCUUUAAGAGUUGUGGUCGGCACAUACAAUGUGAACGGCGGUAAGCACUUCAGAAGUGUCGCUUUCAAGAACACCUCCCUCUCGGAUUGGCUUUUGGACUGCCAGUCUUCGAGCGACUAUAACUUGAUAGACGUAUCAAACGCGUCGAACUCCUCUGAUUCCAUACCGCCGGAUCUCUUCGCCAUCGGCUUCGAGGAAAUUGUAGAUCUGAACGCCGCCAACAUCGUUGCAUCCCGGUGCGAUAACGCGAAGGCCUGGGCCGACGAGCUGCAGAGGGUCAUCUCCAGAGAUAGAUCAUACGUGCUCAUCACCUACCAGCAACUGGUUGGCAUUUGCUUGUACCUAUUCGUGAGACCUGAACACGUUCCCUACAUCAAGGAUGUCGCAGUGGAUUCGGUGAAAACAGGACUCGGGGGACACACUGGUAAUAAGGGUGCAGCUACAAUCAGGAUGGUUUUCCAUGCAACGUCCUUGUGCUUCGUAUGUGCCCAUUUCGCAGCUGGUCAAUCGCAGGUCUUGGAAAGGAACGCCGACUACGCGGAAAUCACCAGGAAAGUGAAUUUCCCGAUGGGGCGCACGUUGAAUUCGCACGAGUAUUUGUUUUGGUGCGGCGAUUUCAAUUACAGGGUGGAUAUGGAUAAGGAGGAGAUUAAGGAGCUCGUUAGGCUAGGCGAUUUGCACGCGGUGCUGCAGCAUGAUCAGCUCAAGAAGCAGCAGGGCCAGGGUAACGUGUUCAAGAACUUCCUGGAGGGUGAAAUUACGUUUCCGCCGACAUACAAAUAUGAUCUCUUUAGCGAUGAUUACGAUACGAGCGAGAAAUGCAGGGCGCCUGCCUGGACCGAUCGCGUCUUGUGGAAGAGGAAACCUCUGUUACCCGACAACGCAGAGGAUGGUUAUAAUUCCGGAAAACUUGUUUACUAUGGCCAAGCAAACUUGAAGCAAAGCGACCACAGGCCAGUCGUUGGGAUUGUAGAUAUUGAAGUCAGGAAGAUCGAUCCGACCGCGAGAGAACGAGUCUUCUAUCAGGUAAUUGCAGAUUUCGGACCACCCGAUGGUACCAUCAUCGUGCAUUGCGAGGACUCCCCACAGACGGAUGAGGAUACAGUUUUCGAUGACAACCUCAUGCUUUCUUUACUGGAAGAACUUUCGCAUAUCGGAGAUGUGAUUUUGGUCCGCUUUGUGGCCGAUACAAUGUGGGUCACCUUUAGGGAUGGUCAGUGCGCUUUGCAGGCUGCCGCCCGGCAGCACCUCAAAGUCCUCGACUACAAUCUAAUCUUAUCCUUAAAAACGCCCAAUUGGGUCGAACAGACCAAAGAGGAGAUCCAACUCUGCACUAGCAAUACUAUUCCAUUGUGUGUAGGUGUCUCGCAACCCGACUAUAACUGUUUAGGUAUUCCAGAUGUGAAUAAAUCGGGGCCUCCGAGCAGACCUCCACCACCUCUGAAGUCUCCAGGAGCUACAAGAAAACUGCCUAAGGCGGCAGCGUUGAACAUAAACAAGUUGCGUCCAGAAGUCAACAUGGAGGAAACAGGGAUAUACGAGGAAAUAAAUGAUGACAUUAUUAGCAGACCGGAGCCUCAAGGGCCACCACCGCCGCCGCCUCCGCCACCUCCACGUCCUGAAUCAACAAACCUUCCGCCACUUCCUCAAAGGGCUACGCCGCCUCCCGUCCCCGCGAGAUCUGCGCCGCCACCGCCUCUGCCAGCCCGCCCCCGUUGAUCCAUCCUUUUUUUUAGCUAGUCAUUCAUGAAAAUGAAAAAGUUCCUCUUUUGCAGACUUUCUGGGUCAGUAAUUCCUGCCUUAAUUUAUUCCUUUUUUAAACAAUAAUUUCCCUUUUUAAUAACCUCUCAACUUCAUUGUGAACGCGGUUGGGGCUGCACGUCUUUAUAUAAAUUUUUAAUUAUGUUAUAUGUCCAUGUAUGUUAUUAUAAAUAUUAUACAGGUUCGAAUAUAUUCUUGUAUGCACACAAUAAAGAAGAAAGAACAAAUAAAAAAACACAA